Haplochromis burtoni (Burton's mouthbrooder) is the source of this 5520-nucleotide messenger RNA. It is a transcript of the gene pth2ra, whose product is annotated as parathyroid hormone 2 receptor a. Gene Ontology annotation, biological process: adenylate cyclase-modulating G protein-coupled receptor signaling pathway; cell surface receptor signaling pathway. The coding region runs from base 483 to 2138 and encodes 551 amino acids. Gene Ontology annotation, cellular component: plasma membrane. Gene Ontology annotation, molecular function: G protein-coupled peptide receptor activity; parathyroid hormone receptor activity; peptide hormone binding. The record is from RefSeq and is a predicted model, not a curated record. Lineage: Eukaryota; Metazoa; Chordata; Actinopteri; Cichliformes; Cichlidae. The transcript has 13 exons.
CUUGUAAGCAAUCAGCGGCACUGCUCCUACCCAGGGCACAGAAUCAGUGCGCGAGGAGAAGGAAAACAUCUCCUUGCUGUGCGUGUUUACGACAGAGGAUGUUUCAGAAUGACACCACUUGUACAUGAACCCCACCUCUCCCCCCCCGGCUCACACGUCGGGCGCUGCGUGCUGUGCUUGAGCGUCACAUCACAGACUUAACGGGAAUCUCGGGUGUCUGCACCGCUCCUCCAGGAUUAUGCCCGGGAUGACUCCGUGGUGAUUUCUGAGUCCUUUUUGGAAACAUUCAUGGGUGCAUGAGAGGAUUUCCCGAGUGGGGAAACGUGGGAUUUUGUCCACUACCGCUGUCGUUUCCACUGCGCGGACGGCUCAGGUUUUGACCACAACUUGGGUUAAACUUUCCCGAAAUACUCCGGUGUGAAGAAAGAAAGCAGGAUUUACAAUUAACUAUUUAACCUGGUGUUCUCUUCACACUGCCGGGGAUGAAGGCAGAUCGACGAACUAUGAAUUUUCUCUUAUGGAUAUUAGUCCCAAACUUUUUCCUGUGUUGGCUUGUGGUUGACGCACAGAUGGGGUUUGAUGGGCCGCUCUCUGCACAGGAGCAGAUGUACAUCCUGUAUGAAAUCAAAAUGCAGUGCUACCAGAAUCUCUCCAACACUGAACCAGGAACCACAGAUGAGGUGUGCCCUCCAGACUGGGACGGUCUGAUUUGUUGGCCCCGCGGCUCCCCCGGGCUCAUCACCAAGGUCCCCUGCCCAUCGUACAUCUAUGACUUCAAUCACCAAGGACAUGCUUACAGGAAGUGUGACAUCAACGGUUCCUGGGUCUUUGUGGAGCAGUGGAACAAAACAUGGACCAAUUACUCAGAGUGUUUACGCUUUCUCCAGCCCUUCAGUGACGAAGAUGGGAGACAAGACUUCUUUGAGCGUCUGUACGUCAUGUAUACCAUUGGCUAUGCCGUGUCCUUCAGCUCUCUGCUAGUGGCCAUCAUGAUCAUUGGAUACUUCCGGCGUCUUCACUGCACCAGAAACUACAUCCACAUGCACCUCUUUGUUUCCUUCAUGCUACGAGCAGUCAGCAUCUUCGUGAAGGACAAAGUUGUGUAUUCCAGGGCGGGAUUGCAGGACUUGGACUCUGCUCUGCUCGACAGCUUAAAAACUGUUAGCAUAGCAUCACUGGACAAGUCGCAGUAUAUUGGCUGCAAGGUGACUGUGCUGCUCUUCAUCUACUUUCUGGCUACAAAUUACUACUGGAUUCUGGUAGAAGGCCUUUAUCUCCACAGUCUCAUCUUCAUGGCCUUCCGAUCAGAUUCCAAAUACCUCUGGGGUUUGAUACUCAUCGGAUGGGGUGUUCCAGCUGUUUUUGUGGCAGUGUGGGCGAUCGUCAGGGCAACAGUGGCAGAUGCAAGGUGCUGGGAGUUGAGUGCUGGGAACAUCAAAUGGAUCUACCAGGUUCCCAUCUUGACAGCGAUUGGGCUCAACUUUAUUUUGUUUGUGAACAUCGUGCGAGUUCUGGCCACUAAAAUACGAGAGACGAACGCAGGGCGAUACGACACCAGGAAACAGUACAGGAAACUGGCAAAGUCCACUCUUGUGCUCGUGCUGGUGUUCGGCAUCCACUACAUCAUCUUCGUUGGGAUGCCUCAUACAUAUCAGGGACCAAGCUGGGAAAUCCGAAUGUACUGUGAGCUGUUUUUCAACUCAUUUCAGGGCUUCUUUGUGUCAAUUAUCUAUUGCUACUGCAAUGGAGAGGUUCAGACAGAGAUAAAGAAAACAUGGACACGGUGGAAUCUUUCCUUUGAGUGGGAGGGUCCAGUUGUGUGCGGCCGCUACCGUUAUGGAUCUGUGGUCGUAGGUCUGAACAACAACAGCACCAGCAGCCAGUCCCACCUGGCUGGUGCUGGGCCGUCCACACGCUCCACCACGCUCGUUUCCAGCCGCGUUUACCGGAGCACAGGUCCAACCGCGAUCAGCAUGCGUGCCACCCUGCCAGGAUACGUAAUCAGUAACUCGGAUCCAUCCAUACCCGAGGAGCCUGAGGACAGCGGUCCCAAGCGGGUGGAUGAUAUCUCACUGAGGGAAAAUCUGCCUGUUCUAAAUAUGAGCGGAACGGCUGAUGAUGAGGAGGAAACGCUGUAGCAGACAUCAGACCAUUUACUCCUGUGUUAUUCAAACUCUGAAGAGGGAUGCAAAUACAAACAAAAAGUGUCACUCUGCAGACAAGAAGAGGAAAAAAUGUCCCGGACAUUCAUAAGAAGAAGAACUAACGUGAACUUUUUAUACAGUACUGUAAAUUGUGAAGAAAUGUUAACUGUUGUCAUUGCUAUACUGUUUUUGCUGCCAACGAUCACCAAAAUGCUGACUUUUAAACUUCUACACACAGAGCCUUUAACAGCGCACACAGGUUACGGUGAAAAAUGAACACUGAGCCUGAGUCACAGCCCCACACAUCACAGUACAGCCGGCACUUUCAGCAAAAGCUGUUGAUGGCAGACUGUUUACUUACGAACAUCAUUUGUUGGAGCGUAAGCAGGCUGGCUGAUAAGUGCUACAAGUUGGCAACACUGCUGCUACUCCAGACCCUUUAUCUGACAGUGGCUUAUUACCUUCAGACAUUUCCAAAUGACAGGAGGUGAAAAGCUUUUGAGCACCUAGUUUAAAAAAGGACUAAAAUAAUUAAGUAAAAAAUAAAAAAGGUUUUUUCCUCAGGGAGGGCAACACCACAGUGCCCUCUAUUGCAUCACAGCCACUGGAGGUUAGCUUGGAAACACGCUGUAGCAUGUUUAACAGCGGUCGUCUGACGUUAUGGAAAUUUCAGCAUCUUUUCCAGCCAUCACCUUGAUUGUACAGUAUAUCACAUGAGUGCCACAUCCAAGCUAGACUCGCACAGUAACGCAAAAAUAGACGUUACGGAUUGGAUGGUGAGGUGAAAACACAGCAUGAGCAGCAUGAUAGCUAACGAGGGAUAAAAAAAACCCAUAAUCUCAAAGCAAACUGAGCACUGAUGAAUCUUGGUUCUAGCAGACAUGUUCUCUAAAUUUGAUCAUACAGUAGAUGUUUUCUUUAAAUAGCUACAAGCUUCAUCGAACAGACAAUGGGCUCUAUUUUCCUGCAGGUGUAAAAACAGCCGCUGCAGAAAUGCGUGACGUCACAGACAUGCACACCUGCCACCUAAAGCUAUAACUAUGCUUGGAAUCACUUGUCUGAGUUCAGCAUUAGUCUUUUCUCUACCUCAAACUGACGCAUGUUUAAAAAGAAUGUAUAUAACAAAAUACAGUGUUUUUUGUCAUCUAUGGCAAAAUUUAGUUUUUGUUUGUUUUUUUGAGAAAACAAAUAUUUUACCCUACUUGGGUUUAGAGCUUGGGUUUGUUGCUAUAUCAACACAUUUUUAAAAACUUGAAUACUAAUUUGCAUAUAUGAGUUUUUUGGGGGCAACAACAGACUGAUGAUGUAGAAGUCUCAAAAACUGUAUGAUUCAAGUAUCAUACACUAGCUGUUAAGGAGUUAAGGGACCAUGUUAUAAGCAUUAAAUGUGGUUUGUUAAGGGCAAUACUGUGCCAUAGAGGGGCGGUCCUCAUUUCCCUAAAGUUGACCCCCUCAAAGGAUCAGCUUGUUGGCCAUUUAACCAGGAGGUGGCUUCAGUGAACGGAGCGGGGCACGUCAGCUUGUAUGCAUCUUAUACAUGACCUUGAAUCAUUUUUUCUUUCAUCUACCUCAUGCUGAUGUGUCAAAAUACAGUAAGUUUGACUGAGCUUUUUACCAACUCACAUCUCCGCCACAGUUUUAGCUGUGAGGUGUCCAUGGACAGUGUAACAGGUGGAAGGACAAAGCUGCUAUGGCAUCGCUCACUGGUUUGUGAAGUCUUGUUAUCCGGUGUUUUCACCAUCUUGUUGUUUUGAAACACGAUGUGAUGUGAUGAAGGAGUUGAUCUGCCUGGCUGCACGCUCAUCGGCUCGUUCUUAGCCAAUCCCUGGCUAAUCCUUAAACCACCAAAAUUUACAAAAUCAGCGUCACUUUUUACCCACUGUGAAUGUGAGUGACAGAGUCGAUUAGCUCAUGAGGAAACAUUAACAGAACUCAGGGCCUACUUCCAUUUUUCUUACAUUUAUGUAGAUAAGAUUAAUCUUUAUUAUCAUUGUACAGAUAGUAAACAAUGAAAUUUCAGAGCACUACAUUUGAAGGUGCAUAAAGACAAGAUGAAAACAGACAUCAUGAAAAGAGGAAGGAGGAAACAUGUUACUACAAUCACUCACAAACCAGCUUUUACACCCGAGAUGUAAGCUCAGUGUUGGCAGCGUUAAGUUUAAGUGUAUUUAAAGUCUUUACCGCCCAUGGAAAGAAGCUCUUUCCUAAUGUUGUUCUGCUUUUAAUGUUCCUCCUUCCAGAGGGCAGUUGGCUGAACAAGUGGUGCCCAGGAUGAUUCUCUUUGCUCUGGAGGGACAUCAAGAGUUUUGAGUCUCAUCCAAAGAGGUUAAAGGACAUCCUAUGGUCUUUUCAGCUGACCUCAUCACCUCUGCAGUUUUCCCUGUCAGAUACUGUACAGCCAGCGUGCCGCACAGUAACAGCAGUGUCAGAGCGCUCCCAGCUGUAGAGCAGUGGUCACCAGCAGUCUGUCCUGCAGACGGUACAGAAAUCUGCUUGCAGCCAAAUGUAGUUGGUCUUGAAAGGACUGGACAGACUGAUCAUGUGAGUGCAAAGUUGUAUAAAAGCAUAAAUAGUGAAAAAAAAGUCUUGCUGACUUUGGCCAAAGUAAGAUUCAAAUCGGGAUUGGGAUGUGAUCCGGGUUUUGUCCCGGUGGCCAGGAAAAGAAGAAUGUGAAGUUAUGGCUCUGUCCAUAUUCAUUUAGAUAGGGGAUUAAAAAUAACUGCCCACACGUGUGUUGGCCCUGUGGCUGCUGAGUGGAAAGACUUAGACAGUCUGUGAAAUGCAGUAUACUUUCUGUGUAAUUUCUUACAUACCUGUAGCAAAUUAAGUUGAAUUAAAUUGAAUUAAGUUGAAUUAAAUUGAAUUUGACCUGUAGCUGUCAAAUUCAGCAGGAAUGAUGAAUGAGUCCAAAUCUGAGCAGACAAACUCUGAAUUAUGUCAGGAUGAUUAUUACAGCUAUUUUUCAUUUUGCCACUUCCAAUUAUCUUUAUAAAUACUUGCAGUUGUAGCUCAUGUGCAUUCAAGUAGAGGCGUAUAAUGAGCAGUGACACAACGAUCUAUCCAGUGUUCCCUGAACAAAUGAUACGUGCUGUUAAAACAUAUUUUUUAAACAAUUUCACACAUGAGAAGGCAGCACACGAUAAAAAGUACACUCUAUUGGUGAAUUAUGGACAUGUGCUUUUCACUCAGAAGUCUCUUAGAGGAUGGAAGAUGACUCGUAACUUAAAUCCUGCUUACUUUACUUAGAACUGACACACAGCUGACAGAAAAGGAUCCUGGGACUCGGCGAUACCUGGAAAAUGAGAGGCUGAAUGCCUCAUGCUAAUAAUAUACUCAGCCUUUUCUCCUCAUUGCAUUAGACCAGGGGUCGGCAACC